Molecule: messenger RNA, 2342 nt
Organism: Branchiostoma belcheri (Belcher's lancelet)
Lineage: Eukaryota; Metazoa; Chordata; Leptocardii; Amphioxiformes; Branchiostomatidae
Product: protein TTE1956-like
Exons: 6
Coding region: 8-970 (320 amino acids)
Source: RefSeq, a predicted model, not a curated record
UAGAGACAUGGAAGGGCAUAUCCGUGCUGCACACCUCCGGUCAGCCGUAGCUUUGGUCGGCGUUUUGUCUUGUUUGGUGACUACUGUUGUGGAAGGUAAGGUUGUUGGGGCGUUUGUGCUUCCCCAUGGUGGGAUAGCACUUGAUCCCUCACACUUCAACACAACAAACCAGACGGCACUGCAGCAGGCAUGGCAGAUCCACAACGCAGCUCAGAAGGUUGGUCGCCAGAUCAACAGCCUCAGACCGGAUCUGUUGUUUCUGAGCACCCCGCAUGGGGUCGCUGAUCUUACCAACUUCUUGUUCUACCUGAACCCUAAAGGAUAUGGCUCGGCAGACACAGACAACUGCGCUUGCCCACCGUGUUGCUAUAAUGUGUCCGUGGACAUUGAUUCAGCAAUGUCAGAGACGUUGGUCGAAACACUCCAGAGAGAGGACUUAAAGAUAUCGGGGCUGUCUGCCUUUGGUCCGCCAGGAGGCGCUGAUGACCCGUUUCCACUGAGAUGGGCUGAGGUGAUUCCCCUUCACUUCAUCUCCAGCCUGAACACAACCUCCGUGGCGGUGUUGUCUCACCCCAGCCGCAGGUACAACCACAGUGUCGCCAUGGUACCGGAACUUCUCAGAUUAGGGAAGUCUUUAUACAAGUCUCUGGAGGCGUCCCGGCAGCGCGUGGUGGUGGUAGUGAGCGCGGACCUGGCUCACACGCACUCCGCAGACGGGCCGUACGGCUUCUCUCCCGCCGCACAGCCGUUUGAUCAGGCAUGUGGAGAGUGGGCGUCCACACUUGACGCUACUCCUUUAUUGGUCAAUGCUACAUCUCUGGUGGACGAAGCACUGUCCUGUGGUUACACCGGUCUGGUCAUGCUGCACGCCAUCUUGUCGACGUCAUCAACAUGGCGGCCAACCCUACUGGUGAACCACCAUCCCAGCUACUAUGGAAUGAUGGUCGCAUCUUUCAUUCCCAGCGCAUGAUAUUACAGGUCCAUGUAACGUAAGCUGUGCAGUGUCAUUUGUGCUAGAGCUAACUGAACGAAAAUGUGAAAAUGAUUAGCCAUUGGUUAUCAAGUGACAGGAGAGAAGGUAUGAAGUUGUAAUGUUCUUAAGUUCAUCCGGGUCACUCUUCUCGAAAGAGUGUGUUGGGUUCUUUAUUAAGGUGCCUAGAGCUCCCCCAUACACUGGACUAUUCCAAAGAACUACCUGUAUCAUAUCACUGUAGAGCCAGAAAGUAUACUGAUAUCAUGAUGCAGCUUUGUACUUGUAGUAAUCUGUAUUUUUAUAUCCCAGCAAAAUAUACAUGUUGCAGACAUUUACAGUGUACUUGAACUGUGACGGAAAAAAUGUGAUAAACAAUCUGAAAUGAACGUUUUGAAUAUAGAAGAUAACAUACAUGCAGUAUUGAUAAUAUAGAGCUUACCACGUGGAUCAACCUGCUCCGUCUGUAUUAGGAAAGACUGCACUACUACUCACUUAUCAAUGACCUGGUACGAUCGUCAUACGAUUAUAUUCUUGGGAUAAUCCUGCGUAUGUCUUACAAAAUCCAGUUAUCUCAUUACAGAAAAGGCUAUCUUGGGCCCUUGUCGGUAGUUGGACCUGUCACAGCCUGCGUGGAAAUUCUACGACAUCAAAAUCUUACCACGACCUGCGCCGAAUGUAGCAAGCGCCUGGUUUACCCUACCCAGUCAAUCUCUCUUACUUCUUCCUUCACUUUGUUAUCAAAGAUGAGCGCUGCUAUAAAUAUAAUACUUUAUCUGUUAAUCGUCAACACUUAUAUAACAUUCAUCACAGUUGAUCAGUGACUUAUCCAGGUUAAGCAUACAAGACUCCACCAUACGCGGUGGUUUUCAACAUCUAGACACAAUGUAUGGCCCACUGGAAUGGAUAUACCAUAUAAUCAUAUUAUCCUUAUUGAUGGUAACUACCUGGUCGACCAUCAGUAUAUCGCUACAGCAAUGUUACAUUCAACUUGUCACCUUCCCUGUAUAACAUUACAUUUUAUGAAGGCAAAACGGUUCCUAACAGAAUACAGUGCAUCUAAUGAAUUGUAGUCUGUUGGACAUGCAUAUGUAAAUGACUACAAUGACUACAGGUUUAUAGUACUAGUACUUCAUUGUGGAUCUGUGUUUUUGUGUGGCAUUUCUACUUUCCACAUUACCAGAAAAUGACUGAAGAAAAAUUGCUAUCAUUACCACGGUGCACCACACUCGCCCGGAAUUGAUUUCUAUUACUUUAAGUAACAUUUUAAGUACAGUUUGAAGUUUUUUUCAGUAAUCUACUAUUAUUUCCUAGAACGUGGAGCAGAACCCAGUCGAAAGAGCGAGAUGUGGGCCUACAAAUGUUAAUACGC